Messenger RNA from Anoplophora glabripennis (Asian longhorned beetle), 1523 nucleotides. Its product is annotated as D-beta-hydroxybutyrate dehydrogenase, mitochondrial. Bases 328 to 1278 code for a protein of 316 amino acids. NCBI's taxonomy places the organism in Eukaryota, Metazoa, Arthropoda, Insecta, Coleoptera, Cerambycidae. The transcript has 5 exons. The record is from RefSeq and is a predicted model, not a curated record.
CCGAGCUGCGAGUUACUUACCGUUGAGCUCUGGUGGCCGGCGUACCAGUGAGAUUCGAAGAUAGUCUCAUAGUAUUGUACGCUACCACUCAGGUUACUCAUCGGUUGUUUGCUUUCGAUACCAGCGGAUUUAGUCUCGGUUUUCUAUUGACACACAUCGAAGUAAAACAUUGUAGCAACUCUAUGGUCGACGUUUUGGUUCUUCGUGUGUGCGGUGGUUUCUGACCGAUUUCUUAAAACAGAUGCAGACAUGAGUGGUAGUUGUGGAUAAGUGGCAUUUUAUCUAUUGGAUUUUAAAGAUUGAGGGAGAUUUAUAUUUUGUUCAACUAUGGACGAGCAGACGGCUUUGGUGUUGGCUCUGCAGCUGGUGGCCCUCUUUUCCAUAGCUGGGGCCUUGUUGUUGUACCUGCUGUGUAAGAUACGCGCUACCGGUGGAUCUGAACUCUCGGAGAAUGCUCCAGGUGCUGGCAAACCGGUCUUGGUCACAUCUUGCGACAAUGCCGUCGGCUUACAGAUCGCGCUUCACCUGGCCAACCGCGGUUUCCGUGUGUUCGCGGGCCUAAAAGAGGGGGCCUCCUCUGGUUCUUCGGACGACUCGGCAUCCUCCAGGGUCAUCCGGGCUUGGCAGAAGCACCGCGAGAGCAUUCAGGGUCAAGGCGCUCUCAUCGCUUUACCGCUGGACGUUACCAGAGAAGACCUCCUUCACGAAGCUGUUGACAUUAUCAGGGCCCACCUUCCUGCCGGCGAGGAUGGCAUAUGGGCGGUGAUCAACACCAGCGGCCUCUCGUACCGUGGUCGCCUCGACCAGCAGGACAUAGCACACUGGGAUGCUAUGCUGAAAACUAACGUGAUAGGCAUCCUGCGAACAGCCAGGAAGUUCCAGAGCCUCCUUCGCAAUGCUGGCGGACGUAUCGUUAAUUUAGGUGCCACUGAGAAUUUAGGGGCUGGCCUGGUGGCUUACGCAGCUAGUCGGUACGCAGUAGAAGGGGCCAGUAGGGCUCUACGACAGGAAUUGUCGCCCAUGGGCAUCAAAGUACUCACUGUCAGUCCUCAAGGGAUCUUACCAGAAUUACUAUUUUCGACACCUAAAUUGAAUGAGAAACAAGAUCAAGAAACUUCUGUUGAAAUUGGAGGCACCCUCGAAUACCAACCUCUUGUGUUGUCCAACCGAGCAUUACAAACCCUGGAUAUAGCAAUAACAACUAGGUUUCCGAAAACAAACUACGAUUUACAAGACAAAAUUUGGUGUAAACCAUUUCACAUAUUGAAAAUCGUAUAAAUAUUGUUUUGUGCAGAUAAAUUUUGUGUUUAGCAAAUAAAGUCUGCCAUUUAAAUUUUUCAAAAUAAGAGAAAUUCGCACUUACCUUGAUUAAUUAAUAAGUCAGUAACCUAAAUGUUACCCCUUCAUUUGGUUAUAAAUAUCUUAAGAUGAUAUUGAUAUAACAUGAUGCAGCUUUUUGAAAUUUAGACUAAUUUUAAAAUGUUAUAUAUUUGUAAAUAUAUUUCUGUUGGAAUAAUAAUUAU